CAACCCACACCCUUCUAGGAGCAAUCGGGGUCUCGCUGAGGGUCUCCCCCCGCCCCAGCCUUUCGCUAGAGCCUGCAGGGCUGUGCGAGCUUGAGCAGGAACAUGAAGGUGGGCUGGCCAGGUGAGAGCCGCUGGCAGGUGGGCCUGGCUGUGGACGACACCCCCUCUCUAGGAGCAGCACAGGUGGGAGGCCUCCCGGACGUGGUGCCGGAGGGGACCCUGUUCAACAUGGUGCUGAAGAGGGUGCACCGGCCCCGAAGCUGUUCUUACCAGUUGCUGCUGGAGCACCAGCGUCCCAGCCGCAUCCAGGGGCUCCGCUGGACGCCACUCACGGACAGUGAGGAGUCCCUGGAUUUCAGCGUGAGCCUGGAGCAGGCGUCCACGGAACGGGUGCUCAGGGCUGGGAAGCAGCUGCAUCGACAUCUCCUCAUCACCUGCCCGACCCUUAUCCGAGACCGAAAGUACCACCUUCGGCUCUAUCGGCAAUGCUGCUCCGGCCGGGAGCUGGUGGAUGGCAUUUUGGCCCUGGGCCUGGGAGUCCAAUCCCGGAGCCAAGCCGUGGGAAUCUGCCAGGUGCUGCUGGAUGAAGGUGCCCUUUGCCAUGUGAAACACGACUGGACCUUCCAGGACCGAGAUACCCAAUUCUACCGUUUCCCCGGGCCGGAGCCAGAGCCCGCAGGUGUCCGGGAGCUGGAGGAGGAGCUGGUGGAGGCCGUGGCCCUGCUGUCCCAGCGGGGGCCUGACGCCCUGCUCACUGUGGCACUCCGCAAGCCCCCUGGUCAGCGCACAGACGAGGAGCUGGACAUCAUCUUUGAGGAGCUCCUGCACAUCAAGGCUGUGGCCCACCUCUCCAACUCGGUAAAGCGGGAAUUAGCAGCAGUUCUUCUCUUUGAACCACACAGCAAAGCGGGGACCGUGUUGUUCAGCCAGGGAGACAAGGGCACCUCAUGGUACAUUAUCUGGAAAGGAUCUGUCAAUGUGGUGACCCAUGGCAAGGGGCUGGUGACCACACUGCACGAGGGAGAUGACUUUGGACAGCUGGCGCUGGUCAAUGACGCACCCCGGGCAGCCACUAUCAUCCUGAGAGAAGACAACUGUCAUUUUCUCCGCGUGGACAAGCAGGACUUCAACCGUAUCAUCAAGGAUGUAGAGGCAAAGACCAUGAGGCUAGAAGAACAUGGCAAAGUGGUGUUGGUCCUGGAGAGAGCCUCUCAGGGAGCUGGCCCUUCUCGCCCUCCAACCCCAGGCAGGAACCGGUAUACCGUGAUGUCUGGCACCCCAGAGAAGAUCCUAGAACUACUGUUGGAGGCCAUGCGACCUGAUUCCAGCGCUCAUGACCCAACAGAGACUUUCCUCAGUGACUUCCUCCUGACCUACAGCGUCUUCAUGCCCAGUGCCCAGCUCUGUGCCGCCCUCCUGCACCACUUCCACGCGGAGCCCUCGGGGGGCAGUGAGCAGGAGCACAGCACCUACAUCUGUAACAAGAGGCAGCAGAUCCUGCGGCUGGUCAGCCAGUGGAUGGCCCUCUAUGGCCCCAUGCUCCACGCGGACCCAGUGGCCACCAGCUUUCUCCAGAAACUCUCAGACCUGGUGAGCAGAGACACGCGGCUUUGCCUCCUGCUGCGGGAGCAGUGGCCGGAGAGGCGGCGACACCACAGGUUGGAAAAUGGCUGUGGGAAUGCAUCUCCUCAGAUGAAGACCAGGAACAUGCCCGUUUGGCUCCCCGGCCAGGACCAGCCCCUCCCCAGCAGGAACUGUGCCAUUCGAGCUGGGGACAAAGUCCCCUAUGACAUUUGCCGACCGGACCACUCCGUGCUGACCCUGAAGCUACCUGUGACGGCCUCCGUGAGAGAGGUGAUGGCAGUGUUGGCCCAGGAGGAUGGCUGGACCAAGGGGCAGGUGCUGGUGAAGGUCAACUCUGCGGGUGAUGCCAUUGGCCUGCAGCCAGAGGCCCGUGGUGUGGCCACAUCCCUGGGGCUCAAUGAGCGGCUCUUUGUCGUCAACCCACAGGAAGUGCACGAGCUGACCCCACACCCCGAGCAGCUGGGGCCUACUGUGGGCUCUGCGGAGGGGCUGGACCUGGUGAGUGCCAAGGACCUGGCGGGCCAGCUGACAGACCACGACUGGAGCCUCUUCAACAGUAUCCACCAGGUAGAGCUGAUCCACUACGUGCUGGGCCCCCAGCACCUGCGGGACGUCACCACGGCCAACCUGGAGCGUUUCAUGCGCCGCUUCAACGAGCUCCAGUAUUGGGUGGCCACGGAGCUGUGUCUCUGCCCUGUGCCGGGCCUGCGGGCCCAGCUGCUCAGGAAGUUCAUCAAGCUGGCCGCCCACCUCAAGGAGCAAAAGAAUCUCAAUUCCUUCUUUGCCGUCAUGUUUGGCCUCAGCAACUCGGCCAUCAGCCGCCUGGCCCACACCUGGGAGCGGCUGCCCCACAAAGUCCGGAAGCUGUACUCUGCCCUCGAGAGGUUGCUGGACCCUUCAUGGAACCACCGAGUCUAUCGCUUGGCCCUCACCAAGCUCUCCCCUCCCAUCAUCCCCUUCAUGCCUCUUCUUCUCAAAGACAUGACCUUCAUCCAUGAAGGAAACCACACAUUGGUAGAGAAUCUCAUCAACUUUGAAAAGAUGAGAAUGAUGGCCAGAGCCGUGCGGAUGUUGCAACACUGCCGAAGCCACAGCAAUGUGCCACUGUCGCCACUCAGAAGCCGAGUAUCCCACCUCCACGAGGACAGCCAGGUGGCGAGGAUGUCCACGUGCUCUGAGCAGUCCCUGAGCACCCGCAGUCCGGCCAGCCCCUGGGCUUAUGUCCAGCAGCUGAAGGUCAUCGACAACCAACGGGAACUGUCCCGCCUCUCCCGGGAGCUGGAGCCGUGAGGCAGCUGGGGCUGGAGCAGGCACUUCUGGUCAGGAAAGCCAGGGCCCGCCCGGGGCCAGGAGGCCCGCAGGCCAGUGGCAGCUGGGCAGGGCUCUCCCGAGUGGACUCACGGCCCUGGAGUGGGCGGCAUGGAGGCGGCUAUCCCCCGUGAUGACAGACGGCCAAGGAGGACCUCGGAGUGGAAUGAGCUGGGGCCCAAGGCCAAGGAAUGGGGGGCAGAGAGGCCCUGGAGCGGGCGGGAGAGCAGAGCAGGCGCUGGAACUCGGUUCAAUAGAGAGCUCUCCACACCACGUUUUUCCCAGAGUCUGUGAGUCUGUGGCUUUGUCCUCAGGCCAUCUCCAGGCGCUUUGUUUUCAUGGUGGACAGAGGGAG
Messenger RNA from Enhydra lutris kenyoni (northern sea otter), 3247 nucleotides. Its product is annotated as Rap guanine nucleotide exchange factor 3. Gene Ontology annotation, cellular component: plasma membrane. Lineage: Eukaryota; Metazoa; Chordata; Mammalia; Carnivora; Mustelidae. The coding region runs from base 103 to 2874 and encodes 923 amino acids. The record is from RefSeq and is a predicted model, not a curated record. Gene Ontology annotation, biological process: Ras protein signal transduction; positive regulation of GTPase activity. The transcript is spliced from 28 exons. Gene Ontology annotation, molecular function: guanyl-nucleotide exchange factor activity.